Messenger RNA from Eucalyptus grandis, 3561 nucleotides. RefSeq names its product disease resistance protein At4g27190. The record is from RefSeq and is a predicted model, not a curated record. NCBI's taxonomy places the organism in Eukaryota, Viridiplantae, Streptophyta, Magnoliopsida, Myrtales, Myrtaceae. The transcript has 2 exons. Bases 1 to 3561 code for a protein of 1186 amino acids. Gene Ontology annotation, molecular function: ADP binding.
AUGGAGGAUGCUGCUGCGUCUGCAGCUUGCGAGGUGGCAAAGUGCCUGGUGGAUCCGGUUGGUCGGCACUGCGGCUACGUAAUAUAUACCGACCGCUACGUUCGCCAACUUAACGGUGAAGUUAAGGAGCUGGAUCACAGGAGGCAAAGGGUGCAGCAUUCCAUCGAUGAAGCUAAAACAAAGUCGAGGCCAAUCGAAGCAGACGUCAGCGAAUGGAUAAAGAAAGAGAAGACCGUCACCGAGAAGGCGCACGACGUGCUGAAUGACGAUGAAAGAGCUAAGAAAACUUGCUUCUACGGGUGGCUUCCCAACCCGAAGGUUCGAUAUCGUCUCGGCAAAGAGGCGAGCAGGACAGUCAACGACAUCAAGGAGCUCAUUGCGCGGGGUCAAUUCGAGAAGGUUGACUUCGAGAAUCCUCCGCCAGGGCUUGUUGGCGGUGCUUCCGACGUGAAUUUGUCGGCCGGUGAUGGGGGCAACACUAUGCUCAAAUCGCAAGCUUCCACCUUUCAGGGCAUAAUGAAAGCUCUGAAUGAUGAGAAGGUAAAAGUGGUUGGGGUCUACGGGCCUGGCGGCGUGGGGAAGACUACCCUAAUGGAGGAAGUUGAAAAGAAACUCAGGGCCGAGAAGAUAUUGUUCCACUUGAUCGCUAAAACGAAAGUAUUGCAGAAUCCGAACUUGAAGAAUAUCCAAGAUGAUAUCGCUUACUUCUUGGGUCUGGAUCUGAAUGACGAGAAAAGCCCAGUCGGGAGAGCAGAUCGUCUGUCAAAGAAAUUACAAAGCGAUCCAACGAAGAAGAUUCUCAUAAUAUUGGACGAUUUGUGGGAUAAACUCGAUUUGAAGGCAGUCGGAAUUCCAUUAGGAAACGAGAGCAGGGGAUGCAAGUUGCUGCUCACAUCAAGAUAUAAAGAUGUGCUACUACGGCAAAAUAUGCCUGCCUCUCCCAUAUUUUAUCUUAAAGGUUUAGAGGACAACGAAGCUUUCAGCCUAUUUGAAAAGACGGUCGGCAACAGGCUCAAAGAUGAUGAGGAAUUGAAAGUAAUAGCGCCUCAAGUGGUCAAGAAGCUUGCAGGUUUGCCUCUUCUAAUUAACUCUGUCGCGAACACCUUGAAAGAUAGCGAUGUGUAUGCAUGGAGAAAUGCGCUGAUAAAAAUAGACGAGAAAGAAAUGGACACCAUAGUGAAGUUGAGUUACGACCAUUUGAAAAGUGAGGAUGCCAAGUCCUUAUUCUUGCUCUGCGGUCUUAUUGGCGGGACUAUUCGGGUCGAAACUCUGCUGAUACUAGGCAUGGGUUUGGGCUUGUUUGAGGAAUUUAGAAGGACGAUGCAAGAUGCAAGGGAUAGAUUGAAUACUACGCUUGAUAAACUCCGUUCCGCUUGUUUGCUGCUAGAUGAUGGCGAUGACAAUGAAAACGUGACCAUACAUGAUAUUUACAGCGAGGUGGUUGUUUCACAUGCAUUUAGAGGUGAGAAUUCUUUAAUGAUGAAUAGCAAUUAUGGUUCAUGGCCAAAGGAAAAGCUUGAGAAAUGUUGGGCUAUAUGCCUAGCUGAUGUUAACAAAGAUAAGCUUGAUGAACUAAUGACGUGUCGGUUUCCUGGCUUGAAGAUACUCAUGUUGUCUCAACCAAAAGGCUGGCGUUGGUGGCAAAAACACGAUCAUGAAGUGGGAGAUUGCUCGGGACUACCAGAUUUCACAAAUAUGGAGGAGCUCCGUGCCCUAUAUCUUUCCAUGGAUAUCACCAGAUUACCUCUCUCGAUUGGAAUCCUCGGGAACCUCCACUCUUUAUACUUAGACAAUUGCAAUGUGCAGGAUGUGGCAAUUCUUGGCAAGCUCAAAGCAUUGCAGAUUCUCAGCUGCGCAGGGUACACCAUUUCUAGUUUGCCUAGAGAAAUUGGGAAACUUACAAAUCUGAGAUUGUUGAAUCUACGCAAAUGCUACGGCCUUGAAACAAUUGAGACUGGUGUCCUGGAAUGCUUAACCAACUUGGAAGAGUUAUACACUGGCGAAAACUUUGAGAAAUGGAUGGGUAAGGAUCAAAUAUCGUCAAAAUCACGUAAUGCUAGGCUUGCCGAGUUGAAGAGCUUGACAAAGUUAGUCGCUUUGGAAACACAGGUCCUUGAUCCCACCGUACUCUUGGAGGAUAGUGACCUGCCAUUUGGGAACUUGGAUAGAUUUUUCAUCAACAUAGGAAGAAAUCACACGUUUACAGUUAGAGUUAGAUAUUCGACAACCAUGCUACUCAAUUUGCAAGAUUGUGAGAGUAUUCUUUCGAAAGGAUGGUUUCAGAAAACUCUGCAGAAGACUCAAUGCUUAUAUUUAUGCUGGUUAUAUAAAUUCGAAAAGAGCGCUCACGAAUUGUGCACCCAAGGAUUUGAAGAAGUGAAGUACAUCGAAAUUAAAUAUAGCUACUCAAUCAAGUAUAUUGCUAAUUCAUCUUACGGCCUCCCACUCACUGCUUUUACGACGUUAGAGUCUUUGAUCCUUCAUAAGUUUAGAAAGUUGGAGAUGAUAUGCAAUGGUCUCAUCACACCAAAGUCCUUCAGCAAAUUGAGAGCCAUUAGGGUCACAGAGUGCUACCAAUUGAAAUACUUUUGGUCUCUUUCACAUUGGCAGAGACUUAUACAGUUGGAAGAAAUUGAAGUGCAGAAAUGUGACUCAAUGCAAUCCAUUGUCACAUAUGAUGCAGGAGAAGGUAUAGUUUCUAUGGAUAACAAAGUUGAGUUGCCUAAUGUCCUUCGUUUGAUAUUGCGUAAGUUACCAAAUAUGACAAGCUUUUGCACCAGAGCUGAAAUCACAUCAGAGGAUACUUCAAUCCAGGUUUCAUUGCCUCGCUUGGAAUCCUUGGUAAUAGUUGGACUCCUUGGCCAAGAAAAGAUACUCUACAGUGAACUUUCAUCAACAUAUAGCUAUCUAAGAUCGCUACUGAUAAGAGACUCUAAAUCCACAUCGAAGAGUAUUCUGAAAUUAGAUUGGAUUUUGAAGUUGUCGAAUUUGGAAUCAAUGUCACUUGGGAAAUUUCCAUCAGCAGAAGUAGUUUUUGACCUGAAGGAGCUAAAAGUCACCGCAGAUGUUGAGAUUUGUUCUCGGCUAACUAAAUUGACAUUAAAGCAAUUACGAAACCUGCAGUGCAUGUGGAAACAAGAUGUAAAAUUACAAGGAAUAUCGAUAUUUCAAAACUUGAGGGACCUCUUUGUCUAUAAAACGGGGCUAUCAUUUCUUUUUUCGGUGUCUGUGGCUAAAUGUUUUAAAGAAAUUAGAGUCAUUAGAAUGUGGGACUGUCCAAAUAUGAAGGCGGUGAUUGUGGAUGAAGAAGGAAGAAACGAAGGGACAUAUGAUAUUAUAGGGUUCCCCCUACUGGAGCAUCUAUCUAUACGGCAAUGUCCAAUGGAGAAAUUCUUCCCAUAUCCUCAUGGAAAGAAAGAGCCAAUAACCACUACUUCAGAUUCGCAAGAUGCUCACUCUGAUUCCUUCUUUGAUCGAAAGGUACAAAUCCCUUCUAUUGAGAUUAUACCCAUAACAGCCAUAGGCACACGCUUUGUGGAGGGUGUAAUAAAAUCUCUUUGA